Olea europaea var. sylvestris is the source of this 1959-nucleotide messenger RNA. Its product is annotated as protein DETOXIFICATION 40-like. Gene Ontology annotation, cellular component: membrane. NCBI's taxonomy places the organism in Eukaryota, Viridiplantae, Streptophyta, Magnoliopsida, Lamiales, Oleaceae. The record is from RefSeq and is a predicted model, not a curated record. The transcript has 7 exons. The coding region runs from base 158 to 1693 and encodes 511 amino acids. Gene Ontology annotation, biological process: xenobiotic detoxification by transmembrane export across the plasma membrane. Gene Ontology annotation, molecular function: xenobiotic transmembrane transporter activity; antiporter activity.
UGUGUGUAUCAGGGCUCAGGAUUGCAUUAACAGCUUUGCUUGUAUAAAAAUACUGAAUUCCUUGUUUCUUGGCCUCGACAUUGAGGUCCUCGUUAAGUUGCGGCCACUGCUCUUCUUGAUUUGUUGCUUCUAAUUGUUAGAAUCCUAGAGGAAAAAAAUGGAGUCGCUUAAAGAAAAAAUGGUGAAUCAUCCGUUGUUAGAUUCAAAAGAACUAUCUCCACCGCCAGUGGAGGCCGGGGAGCAGGUUAGCUCUGAGCUUGAAGAUAUCCUAUCCGACGCCAGCUUGUCGUGUUGGCGCCGCUUUAGGAAAGCCGUUUUGGUCGAGUUGAGGACUCUCUACAUCCUUGCAGCUCCUGCGGUUAUAGUAUACUUGCUCAAUAAUAUUAUUUCAAUGUCCACUCAGAUCUUCUGUGGCCAUCUCGGCAAUCUUGAACUUGCUGCCACUUCUCUUGGCAACAAUGGUGUUCAACUUCUAGCCUAUGGAAUCAUGCUAGGAAUGGGAAGUGCAGUAGAAACGUUGGCUGGGCAGGCGUAUGGAGCUCACAGAUACGAGAUGCUUGGGAUUUACAUGCAAAGAUCAACAAUCCUCCUUGUACUUUCUGGGUUACCAUUGAUGGUAAUUUAUCUAUUCUCCAAGCCAAUUCUGAUGUUGCUAGGUGAAUCAAAAAGCCUUGCAUCUGCAGCAGCUUUGUUCAUCUAUGGCCUUAUACCUCAGAUUUUCGCGUACGCUGCAAAUUUUCCCAUACAAAAGUUCCUGCAGGCACAAAGUAUAGUGAAUCCCAGUGCUUAUAUAUCUGCAGCAGCACUGGUACUGCAUGUUUUCUUGACAUGGCUGGCUUUGUUCGUGUUGGGUUGGGGAUUGUUGGGUGCAGGAUUGGUGUUGAGUUUUUCUUGGUGGAUCAUAGUGGCAGGACAAUUUAUAUAUAUUUUAUUUAGUGAUAAAUGCAAACUUACAUGGACUGGAUUCGAUUGGAUGGCGUUUUCUGGGCUGUGGGAUUUUUUCAAACUAUCUUCUGCCUCUGCUGUGAUGUUGUGCCUUGAGACUUGGUAUUUUCAGAUUUUGGUUCUCAUUGCUGGGUUGCUUCCCCAUCCUGAACUGGUAUUAGACUCCAUAUCCAUUUGUGUAACAAUCGUUGGAUGGGUAUACAUGGUUGCCGUUGGGUUCAAUGCUGCUGCAAGUGUGCGGGUUAGCAAUGAGCUUGGAGCUGGACAUCCAAAGUCAGCUGCAUUUUCUGUUGUGGUUGUGACAGUGAGCUGCUUAAUAAUAUCAGUGAUUUUUGCCGUUGUGUCACUUGCGCUUCGCCAUCAAUUAAGUUACAUCUUCACCGGCGGAAAAGCUGUCUCUGAUGCUGUCUCAGACCUUACACCACUUAUGGCCGUCUCCAUUAUUCUUAAUGGCGUUCAACCUGUUUUGUCCGGUGUUGCUGUCGGGUGUGGAUGGCAAGCAUUUGUUGCUUAUAUAAAUGUUGGGUGUUAUUACAUGGUUGGCAUUCCAGUGGGCGCAGUUCUUGGCUUUGUAUUCCACUUUGGAGCAAAGGGAAUAUGGUUAGGCAUGCUGGGAGGCACAGUCCUGCAGACCAUAAUCUUAUUAUGGGUCACGAUUCGGACUGACUGGAAAAAGGAGGUGCAGAACGCGCAGCGUCGGUUACAAAAAUGGGAAGACUCGAAAGAACAAAGUCGCCUGAAUAAUUAGUUAGCUAUCACAUUUUGCCUCCAAUAACUAUUGCCAUUUAUAAUAAGGUGAUAAAAACCAUGUCUAUUUAAAUUAUUUGAUAUACUUCCUUACUUAAAAGGAAGCUUUAGUUUAUUUUGGAUUUGAUUUCUACUUAGUCUUCUAAGACUUUGUUGCUUGUUAAUUACUUAUUUUAGUUAACAAGUAGAUAAAAUCAAAAUCGAAUAGAAAUGAUUGGAUGUGUUUCUUCAUCAAAGCUAUAAUAAGUAGAUUAUGUCUUCGUGGAA